Mangifera indica (mango) is the source of this 2930-nucleotide messenger RNA. RefSeq names its product pentatricopeptide repeat-containing protein At2g31400, chloroplastic. The coding region runs from base 212 to 2845 and encodes 877 amino acids. Gene Ontology annotation, cellular component: chloroplast. The transcript has 4 exons. Lineage: Eukaryota; Viridiplantae; Streptophyta; Magnoliopsida; Sapindales; Anacardiaceae. The record is from RefSeq and is a predicted model, not a curated record. Gene Ontology annotation, molecular function: protein binding.
CUAAAUGCCUCACCAACUCAGCUGGGUUUACCUUCUCUCCUCUCUCCUCUCUCCAAUUCUUAUCUCUUCAUAAAAUCUCCUAAACUAUGGCCUCUUCUUCUCCAUCUGUUCCCUCCGUUGCCGCAGCCUACCAAAACCCCAUUUGACUUCCCUCAACACGCCGUCGUUUUGUAUCUUCAUCUGUAAACAGAAAUAUUUGUUGUGUUUCUGAAUGGCGUCAACGCCGCCACACUGCUCAAUCACGGCUUCAAAGCCCUACCAGAAUCACCCCUACCCACAAAACCAACUCAGAAGCAAUAAUCACAGACAAACCCAGCACCAGAAUUCUCAGUCUCACUGGACCACCCAUAAGGUCGCGCUCGCCAAACCCCCUCUCUCUCCUUCACCACGAAAUGCAUCAAAACCGGCUGCUACCUCUGCUGCCACCACUCAAAACCCUAAGCCAUUUGAUUCGCUCGCUCCUUUCCACUCCCCAAAAUCCGAACUUGCUCCUAAUUUUUCCGGACGCCGAUCCACCCGUUUUGUAUCAAAAAUGCACUUUGGGCGCCCCAAAAGCAAUAUGAGCACCCGCCAUACAUCCGUCGCAGAAGAAGCCUUUCAAAACAUGAUCCACUAUGGUAAGGAUUAUAUGUCCUUUGAUAGUGUACUUCUAAACUUCGAGACUAAGCUCUGUGGUUCUGAUGAUUACUUGUUCUUGCUUCGAGAGCUUGGAAAUAGAGGUGAGUGGUCAAAGGCUAUUCAUUGUUUUAACUUUGCUGUCAAAAGAGAGAGAAAAAAGAAUGAACAAGGAAAAUUAGCGAGUGCGAUGAUUAGUAUUCUUGGUAGAUUAGGAAAAGUUGAACUUGCUAAGAAUGUUUUUGAAAAUGCUUUAAACGAGGGUUAUGGUAACACCGUUUACGCGUUUUCUGCUUUGAUUAGUGCUUAUGGGAGAAGUGGUUACUGUGAUGAGGCUAUUAGAGUGUUUGAUUCGAUGAAAAAUUUUAACCUGAAGCCGAAUUUAGUCACUUACAAUGCUGUGAUUGACGCGUGUGGUAAAGGAGGUGUUGAGUUUAAACAUGUGGUGGAAAUUUUUGAUGAUAUGUUGAAAAAUGAGGUGCAACCAGAUCGAAUCACUUUUAAUUCAUUACUUGCAGUUUGUAGCAGAGGAGGGCUGUGGGAGGCAGCAAGAAAUUUGUUUAGUGAGAUGGUCAAUAGAGGAAUUGAUCAAGAUAUUUUCACAUAUAAUACCUUAUUAGAUGCUGUUUGUAAAGGCAGGCAAAUGGAUUUGGCUUUUGAGAUUAUGGCUGAAAUGCCCACCAAGAAUAUUAUGCCUAAUGUUGUAACUUAUAGCACUAUGAUUGAUGGGUAUGCAAAGGCUGGUAGAUUAGAUGACGCACUCAAUUUGUUUAAUGAAAUGAAGUUUAUGGGAAUUGGGUUGGAUAGGGUUUCGUAUAAUACUGUGGUUUCAAUAUAUGCGAAGCUUGGUAGGUUUGAGGAGGCUAUGGAUAUUUGUAAGGAAAUGGAGAGCUCUGGGAUUAGGAAAGAUGUUGUAACUUUUAAUGCACUCUUGGGCGGGUAUGGGAAGCAAGGGGAAUUUGGUGAAGUUAGAAGAGUGUUUACUGAGAUGAAAGGAAACCAUGUAUCUCCUAAUUUACUGACUUAUUCAACUCUUAUUGAUGUGUAUUCAAAAGGUGGUUUGUAUAAAGAGGCAAUGGAAGUAUUCAGAGAGUUCAAGCAGGCAGGACUGAAGGCUGAUGUGGUGCUUUAUAGUGCACUUAUAGAUGCCUUUUGUAAAAAUGGGUUGGUGGAAUCAGCUGUAUCUUUACUUGAUGAGAUGACAAAGGAAGGGAUUAGACCUAAUGUUGUCACUUACAAUUCUAUAAUUGAUGCCUUUGGUCGUUCUGCAACUGCCGAAUGUCCAGUUGAGGAUGGUGAGAUAUACCUUGAGUUGAAAAAAGAAUCUUCACAUUUAAAUAAAGUGCUUACCACGGAUGAUAAGGAAGGCGAAGUGGCAGGAAGGGCAGAUAAACAAAUCAUACAGAUUUUUGGGCAGCUAGCUGCCGAGAAAGCUGGUCAAGCAAAGAAAGAGAACAGAUGUAGAAAGGAAAUCCUGUGCGUUCUGGGUGUCUUUCAGAAGAUGCAUGAGCUAGAAAUUAAACCAAAUGUCGUUACAUUUUCAGCCAUUCUAAAUGCUUGCAGUCGGUGUAAUUCAUUUGAAGAUGCAUCGGUGUUAUUGGAGGAGCUCCGUUUAUUUGACAAUCAGGUCUAUGGUGUGGCACAUGGACUCCUCAUGGGUUGUAGAGAAAAUAUUUGGGUUCAAGCCCUGUCCCUCUUUGAUGAAGUAAAGCAAAUGGACUCUUCUACUGCUUCUGCAUUUUACAAUGCUCUGACUGACAUGCUAUGGCACUUUGGUCAGAAACGAGGAGCUCAGCUUGUUGUGCUUGAAGGUAAACGUCGGCAAGUAUGGGAGAAUGUGUGGUCUGAUUCAUGCUUAGAUUUGCACCUUAUGUCUUCUGGUGCUGCUCGGGCAAUGGUUCAUGCAUGGUUGCUAAACAUUCGCUCAGUUUUGUUUGAAGGCCAUGAGUUGCCAAAACUGUUAAGCAUCUUAACGGGAUGGGGCAAACACAGCAAAGUUGUUGGUGAUGGUGCACUGAGGCGAGUUAUUGAGGGUCUUCUUACUGGCAUGGGCGCACCUUUCUGGGUUGCCAGGUGCAACUUAGGUAGAUUCAUAUCAACAGGACCCAUGGUUGCUGCCUGGUUAAGAGAAUCUGGCACACUGAAGGUGCUUGUUCUCCAUGAUGACCGAACUCAUUCAGAAAAUUCAAGGUUUGAUAAAAUCCCUGAUCUGCAAAGUCUUCCUUUGUAGUUGUCUGUUCCGGUCACCUUUUUUCCCCCUGUUUUCCCCAACAUGUUGAUGAACGCAUCGGAAAUUCAACACAAAGUUUCUCUCU